Molecule: messenger RNA, 7045 nt
Organism: Chelonia mydas (Green sea turtle)
Lineage: Eukaryota; Metazoa; Chordata; Testudines; Cheloniidae
Gene: IL17RD
Product: interleukin 17 receptor D
Exons: 15
Coding region: 1211-3532 (773 amino acids)
Molecular function (GO): interleukin-17 receptor activity
Source: RefSeq, a predicted model, not a curated record
ACAGCACCGUGGUGGAUCAUACCCAUGCUCUUUUGAGCUCGGGAGUGGAUUCUGUCUUUUUGGGUGCCCCACAAUAGUGUGGUGCACUGCAGAUGAUAAGGUUGUUACUGUAUAUAACUGAAGUAAUUUUCUUACACUAAACAGGAAAGCAUUGAGUAACUGCUGGCAUAUAUGGCAUAAUGUUAGCUUUCCUUUUCACCUGCGGUAGAUUGAUGUAUGAAUGAAUAAUUAGAAAAGAAAUCAUUGUGGCUUGGCAAGAUUACCAGAAGCAGUAAAUUGAUUUUUUUCUAAUCUGUGUGGAUGCAGGACACUUGUUUUUUGGCAGUGAGAUACUAGAAACAUCAUCAUGAGGACUGUGGUCUGUCUUGUCUGAUACACACAUAGCUGGUGUAACUUCCUAUAAAUUUUACAUGAGCUUGUCUUUUUUUCAUUUAGUCAGACGAUUCAUAGAUUCAUAGAUAUUAAGGUCAGAAGGGACCAUUAUGAUCAUCAAGUCUGACCUCCGGCACAAUGAUCUUGGAAUGCUCCUUGCCUUGGAAUAAUGGAACAAGUUUGGGCACUGAAUAUGCUAUAAUAUAAAAUAGCAAAUAAGAAACAAUAAACAGUGCUAUAUUGUGUAACUAGAGUAUGUUUGUUAAAUGUCAAAAUCACAAAGCUCAAGACCCAAUUACUUUAGCCAUCUCUAAGCAAUAACCUUGUAACUUCUCUUGAAUGAUUGGAAGGGAGUCCAUGUGCCCAGUCAUAAUCCACAGUCUCAAGAGGCAUAAUCUUCUGCUUUGAGAGAUGGUCAUGACUUGAAUGGGUGGUCUGCGUGUAUGCUGCAGUCCACAGGACACCAUGUGAUGGGAAGGGGAAGUAAGUGUUGCUUCUUUUUAGAGCUACAGGAAAAUGCCUUUUAGAGUAUAUCUUCUCAGAUCCAGUCUUCUUUCUGACAGCAGACUGGCCUGAGGACCCACUACAUAUAUGGUGCCACUUCUCUCUUUCACCUUGUGCAGCUUGCAAAGAUAAGUUCUGAAACUGCUUGGGACUGGUACACAGCGCUCCUUCAUUCCCUGCUGGUAAUGCUGAGCGGAGAGGGGACUGCUGCAAGAUGAUGCAUCAAAAGAAAAAGACUUCGAGAAAAGAGAAGAAAGAGAAGAGGGGUAGAAAGCAACAGAGUGAGAAAGAGAAGAGAGAGGCAGAGUAUGAGCAGGGAGAGAAAAGCUUCUAGAUGUCACAGAGGAAGAGGAGUGAGAACACAGGAGUAGAGGAAUGGAGGAAAGAGACAGCCCAAAAAGACUCCAGUCUCCGUGCGCUGCCGCUGCAGACCAUGGCACCUUUGCUCCAGCUCAGCUCCUUUUUCUUCACUCUGAUCGCCUGCUUCAAAGGUCACCAGCUGGCUGGGGCUGCUGGAGGACCCAGCAGCAGGCGGGGGCCCGCGGCUGACACGUGUGGAUGGAGGGUGCUGCCACCGAUCAGCAAAAACAGUGGAAUGCUUAAUGUCACCUUUAAAUAUGACAAUUGCACUCCUUAUUUGAAUUCAGUGGGAAAACACAUGAUUGGAGAUGUGCAAAAUAUAACAGUCAGCCAGUAUGCAUGUUCUGAACAAGUUGCAGUGACAAUACUUUGGACAGCAAAUCUACUUGGGAUUGAAUUCCUGAAAGGAUUUCGAGUAAUACUUGAGGAGUUAAAAUCAGAGGGAAGACAGUGUCAGCAAAUGGUUUUAAAAGACCCAAAGCAGCUCAACUCUGGUUUUAAAAGAACUGGAAUGGAAUCUCAGCCUUUUUUGAAUCUGAAAUUUGAAACUGAUUAUUUUGUAAAGAUUGUUCCUUUUCCUUCAAUUAAAAAUGAAAGUAAUUACCACCCAUUUUUCUUCAGAACUCGACCAUGUGAAUUGUUGCUACAGCCAGAAAACCUUGCCUGCAAACCUUUCUGGAAGCCCAGGAAUCUGAAUAUUACCCAGCAAGGUUUUAACAUGCAAGUGUGUUUUGAUCAUGCACCUCACAACUUUGGCUUUAAAUAUUACUAUCUUCACUACAAACUUAAGGAUGAAGGAUCCUUUAAACAAAAGACCUGCAGACAAGAACAAAACACGGAUAUCACAAGUUGUGUUCUUCAGAAUAUAGCUCCAGGGGAUUACAUCAUUGAGCUGGUUGAUGACACUAACACAACAAGGAAAACAAUGCACUAUGCACUAAAACCAGUACAUUCCCCGUGGGCUGGACCAAUAAGGGCCAUUGCCAUUACCGUUCCCUUAGUUGUCAUCUCAGCAUUUGCAACGCUUUUCACAGUGAUGUGCCGUAAAAAACAACAAGAAAAUAUAUAUUCCCAUUUAGAUGAGGAGAGCUCGGAAUCUUCUACAUAUGCUGCAGCACUCCAUGUGGAAAGGCUCCGUCCCCGUCCAAAAGUGUUCAUCUGCUAUUCCAGUAAAGAUUGCCAGAAACACAUAAAUGUCAUUCAGUGCUUCGCUUAUUUCCUUCAGGACUUCUGUGGCUGUGAGGUUGCACUGGAUAUCUGGGAAGAUUUAAAAAAUUGUAAAGAAGGGCAGAAAGAGUGGCUUAUUCAAAAAAUCAAUGAGUCCCAAUUUAUCAUCAUUGUAUGUUCCAAGGGAAUGAAAUACUUUGUGGAAAAAAAGAACUGGAAGCACAAGGGAGCAACUAGAGAUGCCGAGAAAGGAGAACUCUUUCUGCUUGCCAUAUCUAUCAUUGCUGAGAAGCUGCGUCAGGCAAAGCAGAAUUCAGAUGACCUCUGCAAGUUCAUUGCAGUCUACUUUGACUACUCCUGUGAGGGUGACAUUCCUGGCAUUGUGGAUCUAAGUACAAGGUACAAGCUCAUGGAUAACCUCCCUCAGCUUUACUCUCACUUACACUCCAGAGAGCUGAGCCUUCAGGAUUCAGAGGUGUACCCGGUAAAUAUUAGCAAAAGAAACUACUUCAGGAGCAAAUCUGGCCGGUCCCUUUAUGUUGCCAUUUGCAAUAUGCACCAGUUCAUUGAUCAGGAGCCUGACUGGUUUGAGAAACAACUCAUUCCUUUUCCUCAACCUCCUUUACAUUACCAAGAACCUGUGAUGGAAAAAUUUGACUCAGGCUUGGUUUUAAAUGACUUAGUGAGUAAACAGGUGACUGAUGGGGAUUUCUACCUGAAAACAGAUGUAAAUAUUAUUCCUGCUGUAAAUUCAGACUCUCACUGUAUAAUUCAGCACUUUAACCUUGGAGAAGAUGCAGAGACUCAGGACAUUCAAGUUGGUAGCUCUGUUCUUCAGCCAUUGUUGCAUGUUGUAAAAGCUGCCAAUCUUCCAGAUAUGCCCCGGGAUUCAGGAAUCUAUGAUUCUUCUGUUCCUUCAUCUGAGUUAUCUCUACCUUUAAUGGAUGGACUUUUGACAGACCAAACUGAAACCUCUUCCCUUACGGAGAGUGUCUCUUCAUCUUCAGGUUUAGGAGAAGAAGAACCCCCUGUGCUCACUCCUACAAAAUGCCUAGUCCCUGGAAUAUGUAAAGCAGAACUUCACUGCCACAUCCAUACCGAUGAACUGCAGGCAAUUGCACCUUUAUAAUAUGUUACAAGAUUGUUAAGCAUCGCCACUUUAUCAAUAGGCUCUGUUUGUGUGUUAACCAUCACAUCACCCCAACUGCUAAAACUUCUUGAAGGAACAAGUGCUUCCUUGAAGGAUCUGCUAUUCCUAAGGGAAUUUGUGGCCAGUAGACAUUUACCUUUAGGUCUCUUUAUAGACUCUUUUCUGAUCUGAAAAUGUAGCAUUGAAAAAGAUAAAGAUACACUUUGAAAUUACCAGCUUAAAUUGCAUGUUGAAAUUAUACUCUUUACAGAUAUCACAAUCAAAAAUCACUUCUGAUGUUUUUAUUAGAAAUAUUUUUAACUGAACCAUACAAUAACUAGUCACUUUUGGCUGGAUGAUUAACUAUCUCAGUGGCACAACAUGUUUUGCAGCAGAAAUUCUGGUUUUAAAUGCUGAAAUAUUUAAUAGUAUGAGUAUUUUAGUGAUGAUCAGUGGGAUUUUUGUGACAGGAGUCAUGGUCAUAAAAUGCCAAAGGCCAGACCUAGUAAAUCUCCAAAUAUUAGACAAAUAUUCCUUUAGCAAACAUUUAAGCAUUUUUUUCAACCCUGUCCCUCCAAAAAGUUUGUCUAGUCCAGUGCAUUCCAGUGGAAGGUAAAAGCAUGUGUCCUGUCCCCCACAGCUCCAUCUCUGUCCAGAUUUUGACACACAUGUAAGGGAAACAUGUUGUGCCAUUCUGUCAUUUCAACUCCAGGAUGGUACCAUGCAAGGCUAUAGGACACAUAUGUUUAUUGGAUUUCUUGAUGUCCAUUUCAAGGUUUAAUUGUUUUUUGUGGAAAUCUCUCUUCAGACUCAGUUUCUUUUAAAUGGUCUUAGUUCUGUCUGAUUUUGUGGAAGAUAAAAUUCCUGUUCCCUACAUGUUUCCCACAUUGAGCUCGUUGCAGUAUCAGGAAUUUGACUUAGGAAUACUCUGUUUUAGAAUGCUGCAGCCUUUGAGGGUGAACAUUGCAAUAGAUGCAGUAAGUGAAGCUUCUUGCUUGCCUAUCCAGAGCUAGGGUAAUUAUUUCUGUUUUUUAAAAAUUCCAUUCUUGACAAGCUGGCUACAAUGUCUCACAAAUAAGGCCAUGGUGAACCAUAUCACUUAUAUAAUUUAAAAAAAAAUCCUCUAUACCUCUGUAGAAUGAUGCAGUGGAAAGCGAAUCUCCUGUCCUCUUCCUGGAUGGGUUGGUGGGAGAAAGGAUGCAGAGAGUGAUGGAGAAAGAGUCACCAUAUCUUGUCUUUGUAUAGGGCAUUAUUGGGCCUGAGGACAGCCCUAACAGAGUUUGUGCUUGUUGUAGAAAGUAUAUAAACUCCAAGUUACCCCAUAAAAAUGUGCAGCUUCACAUCCAUUUGGAGCAUAGGAAGUUACAGUAGGCAGUGAGUGACUGGCUAUCUGCAUAUCUUUGUAUUGGGCAGCCACAAGACAAAUGUGUGUUGGUUAUUUUGAAGUUCCCAGUACUGAAAAUUACCUAGUGAAAGGGAUAAGUAUUCAUUUUAAACUCAUGUUAUAUUAAGCAAAGUUCUAAUUACAGACACCCUAUACUGCAUCUGGCCACAUUUGUCUGAAGACAAACAGCAUGAAGUUCCUUCUAUUGCAAUGAUGAUUUAGUUAUAUCUUCAUGUGAGAGACCCCUACUGCUUCCAGACAACAGUCUCUCAUAAGCAAAAUAAAAUUUGAAUACCCCAAAUCUUGCCACUGUAAAUAAUAACAAAGGAUGUCCUGUUUGGCUACCUGUGCUAAAUUUACUAAUCUGGGGUCUAAACUGCACCCUAUCCAAUCCCAUUGACUUGGGGUUGCAUUGGGUGUUAAUCAGGGUGUAAUAAUAAUUAUAGCUGUCCAUAGCUUGUCAAAAACCUUUCUCUAAGUGGAACUUUCUCAAUUCUGUGUUCGUUUAUUUUAAUGAACAAACAAUGCUGGGUUUUGAUACAAUUCUCAACAGGUAUCUGAGUACAUGAAUCAUAUUUAAAUGUAAUCAUUGGCAGCAGAAUCCAGCACACUUCAUAACUGUGGUACAAAACAAUAGAAUGAGGCAGAUAGAUACACGGGUAUUUAUGAUUUAUGAUGGAGCUUUACUUCUACUAAUGUAAAACUCCUCACCUAUUUUUCGGUGUAAUUUUUCUGCUAAACUCAAAGUGAAUUCCACAAGCUCAAAAUGUCACAAGGAUCUUAGUUAAUUCUAAAUAGUGUGCAAAUGAUCUGAAAGCAUGGAAACAACUACAGAUGAUUCUUAUAUAUUGUGCCUUGGAUUGUACUGAAAGCAAAAUUCUUACAGUUGCCCCAUUCUAUGGAAGUUUAAAAGUACUUGGGUCAAAUUAGAUAGCAUCAUUUAAGAGCAAAUCCUGCCCCACCACCUGCAGGUGUGGAGGACCCUGACUCAGUGGGGUUUGUGCAGUUCCAUUGCAGAAAGAACCGAAGACUGGAUGCCUGGAUACCAGGCAGGAGGUUUGACUGGAUGCAAGGCAGGAGUUUUUCACCUGCUAUGUGCAGCAAAGCUGAGCUCUACGGGGAGGUGACUGGACAGGUCACAGCCUAUUACUUCGUGCAGGACUAAAGAUUUGGGUGAAUUCCUGGCUCCAUUGAAAUCAAUGGCAAAAUUCCCAAUGAAUUCAGCGAGGCCAGGAUUUCACCCUUGACUCUUAACAAACAGUCAUUUUCAAAUAUGGAUUGAUGAAUCUGUUGCAAACUAACAUUAGUGUUUUCUUACUUAAAAAUUUGCUGUAUAAUCCUGCUAAUCUUAACUGAGUCUUGACGUUAUAGAUAGUCUGGGGAGAUACCACAAGCAAAUUAAUUUUAGUCAAAUAUAUUUUUUCCCCACCAGGUAGUGGAUGGAAGCCUAAUUUUGAACGCCUUUGGGAGGGAAAAGAACAGAAGUCAUUAUAGGCUUUGUGUAUAGACUGUAGAAAAUAGCAGACCACUUUGGAUUUUUAUUUUAAUUAAAUGGAAUUAUAAAAUGGAAGGAAAUAAUGUUUAAUUUACUUUAUAGUGAUUUUUUGACAAAGUUAGCCACUUUGAUUUUUAAAUUCAGAAAAAUUGCAUACAUAUUUUGGGGGAUAGAGGAGGGGAAUUACUACUGAGUUUGCAAGAAUUCUGUUUUUUUUCCCUUAAGAGGCCACGAGCAAAAGCUCUUGUUAAAAAAAAAAAAAAUGAAAAACCAAAUAUGUUGAUAUACAUUUUAGAGAUUAGUUUUCUACUAUUUUCGUGUGUUAGUAAAAUCUAAACAGAAUGUAAAUGGUGAAAUAAUCCCUCUUGUUACUACUACACUCUACAAAUGUGUUGAAAUGUGAUCAUUUUGAUGUGUUUAUAAGAUAUAUGUUUUCUCUGAGGAUGAAAAAAUAGUGGAAAGCUAAGGAUGCAAGACGUAGCUGUAUGUUCAACAUUUACAUUGAUAAAUAUAGUUUUUGUAUUUUGUACAUGUAUAUAAACUGACAGUAGACAGCAGCUGAUAUUUGCAGAAAUUUUUUUUAUGGUACCAUAAUUUAGAAGUUAAACAUGAAAAUAAAAAGUCAUAAGACAUG